Jatropha curcas is the source of this 1048-nucleotide messenger RNA. RefSeq names its product golgin family A protein. Lineage: Eukaryota; Viridiplantae; Streptophyta; Magnoliopsida; Malpighiales; Euphorbiaceae. Gene Ontology annotation, cellular component: plastid. The record is from RefSeq and is a predicted model, not a curated record.
AAAAAGAUAUAAAUGCUUGAUAAUAGUAACGUACAAUAUGGUGGGGUUUAUACAUUUAAUUGUUUUGGUCAUGCCAUAAAAAAUAAUGGAGCAUUAUGUGUAUUUGAUUUAUAAUCAUAUACAUUAAAUCUUUUGCCCAAGCCCAAUGCCCGUUUAAUCUCGUCACUGCACGUUUUCAUGCUCUCCCCCAUGGCUUUCAUUCAUUACUCCAAAUUUCCAACCUUCGCAUGCUCUCUGAAACCCAAGAAACCACACUUCUCCGCCGCCAGGGCACAUAGCAUCCCGGCGAGAGAUCGAGUAGUAGACUUCGGCAAGUACAAGGGGAAGAUGCUUGGUGCGCUGCCAUCAACUUACCUCAAAUGGGUUUCGAAGAACCUCCGUGCCGGCGAUUUCGAGAGUUGGGCGAAACUAGCAGACCAAGUGCUUGAAGACCCAGUUUACCAGGACAGACUGGAGUGGGAAUUUGCAGAUGGAGUUCUGAAUGGAAACAAGGAUGCCUCUUUGUCCAGAAAUGAGAGUGCAGUUUCUCAAUUGUUGGAAAUAAGCGAGAGGUUUGGUUGGGAUAAUGAAGAUAAAGUUGGGUGGAGCAAAAUCAAUUAUGAGCUCUUGGGUACUAGUAAAGGCGGCAGAAUUCCAAGAUUGGUGUCAUCUUGUUCUACCAGCGUUAUUAAUAAAACGAAAGAUCCGAGAGCGGAUAAGAUAAAGAAAGAUCAAAUUUUAUCAGAGAGGGAAAUUAGGAGAAAAGAAAGAAGAGAGAGAGCCAAGCUGAAGUCCAGGGAGGAGAUAAAGAAGGACAAGUUGGGGAUUUUGACAAACAGCAAGGACAUGUUUGUAAAUGGGCUGAACGAUGAUGGUGCGAUCAGGAAGAAAACAGAACAAGAGAUCAAUAAUCCAUUUCCUGGACGUGAAGCCCUCUUGAAGAAGGCGCUCGACGGCAAGCGGUUUUUGUAAUUUUUUUUUUUUUCCAUUUCUUUUGUUCUAACCUUGAACCUCGAAUUUCCUCUGUGAUUUCUGGAAUAUGAUAGUUCUUGGUUUUUUUUUCGGCUUC